Molecule: messenger RNA, 1224 nt
Organism: Xenopus laevis (African clawed frog)
Lineage: Eukaryota; Metazoa; Chordata; Amphibia; Anura; Pipidae
Gene: fgfbp2.L
Product: fibroblast growth factor binding protein 2 L homeolog
Exons: 2
Coding region: 216-791 (191 amino acids)
Biological process (GO): cell-cell signaling
Cellular component (GO): extracellular region
Molecular function (GO): growth factor binding
Source: RefSeq, a predicted model, not a curated record
GAAUUGAACAAGAUGUGUCUUGUCACAAACUAUGAGAUCACAUUGGGCCAUUAGGCACUGCUUUGAGCUAUAAAUUACAGGCACAUUCUUGUUUGGGACGAGAUUUGUUUUUCCACUAAAACCUUUUCAGCACCUAAGAGAAACGUUAUUGCUCGUCAGCUCAGUGAGUUGUCUUUUAUGACUUCUCUUUCCACUUCCAGCAUCUGAAUCUAAACAUGAAGCUGAGUUUCCUCCUUUCAGCCGUGGCCUUGUUCUGCGUCGGAACCCUGGCACAGAACCCCGAGAAUGAAGAAAGGCUACCAUUCCAGAGCAAAGGCAAGGAUGCUUGUGUCAUGAGCCCCAACGGCCAAGGUGAAAUCCGGUUAAAAAUCGAAUGCAAAAACCAAGGCAAGUCAUACUCAUGUGAAUUUGCAGGGAAACCAUCUUACUGUCGCGCCUACAACAGAGAUAAAAAGGGAUUCUGGAAAAAGCUAAGCGAGGAUCUAUCAAAAGUAACCAAUCCAUGCGAUGCACAGGUCAUUAGGCACAGCCUGUGCCCCAAAGCCCCUUCUCAGUCUCAGCUCCGACAAGUUAAUGGAAGCCCACAAUCUGAUACAUCGAAACCUGAAGCCAAGGCACCGGCAACUCAGAAGACAACAACAAAAAAGCCUCCAGUGACCAAGAAACCUGCUGCACCUAAGAAACUGGUAGAAGAACCAGAGAACCCCAAAGCAAUGAAGAUUGCAAAGGAACGCUGCUGGUGGUACUUCCAAAAAUUCUGCUCCUACAUGGUAGAGAUAUUUAUCAGCUAAAGGGGGUGCCCAGGUCCCCAUUGGAAACGCUCAAACUCAAGCUUCUUUCAUGUCACAGUGAGACUGUCCUUGUAAACACCAAUCAUUACCUGAAACGACCGAGCUUUAAAGGCCACUUGUACUGCCCGUUCUUACACAAAAGCCUGAGCUACGACUGACUUUUAUACAUUUGUUUUACACAUUCUCCAGUGAGCUGCUGUACAUAUUAAACCUCAACUCUCUGUCAUCUUUCCACAACUGCCAGUUGCUAAACAGGGACAGUAAUGUGCUUUUUCCUAUAUAUAUAUCACAAAAUGUUAAACAAAAUGCGUAUUUAUAGUAGAGAGAGUCUCCUCAUCAAUUCUGUGUUUUGUUUUAUAAUAAAUGUCAUAAAACACUACUGAACACUUGUUUCUUAUAUCGUCUUAAUAAACGUUUCUUUUUUACUGGAAAA